Lachancea mirantina is the source of this 513-nucleotide messenger RNA. The record is from the annotation of a GenBank genome assembly. Lineage: Eukaryota; Fungi; Ascomycota; Saccharomycetes; Saccharomycetales; Saccharomycetaceae.
AUGUCCGCGGCAGCAGGAGCGUUCAGACGAUUUCUAAACAGCGAAACGGGUCCUAAAACAGUCCACUUUUGGGCCCCGACCCUCAAGUGGAGUCUUGUGUUUGCAGGUCUCAGCGAUCUAAGGCGGCCCGUCGAGACCGUUUCCGGGACCCAGAAUCUGUCCCUGAUGGCGACCGCGCUCAUUUGGACGCGGUGGUCCUUCGUGAUCCGGCCCAAGAACAUGCUUCUUGCUUCCGUCAAUUUCUUCCUCGGGUGCACCGCUGGGUACCAGCUUACGCGUAUCACGCGAUUCCGCCUCGCGGAGGGCGACUCUCUCCCGCAACUCGCAGACUAUCUCAUCAACGGACCCCGCAAAGCGGUGUCUGGUGGUGAGGACGGCCACAGCGGAUCGUCCAAUGGUCCCAACUCUUCUGCAUCGGGAGGCGACGCGCUGGAUCGCGACGACGACCGCAUCCACAAAGUGCAAGGCGGCAACGUGGGCCGUGGCACUUUAGGCCACGGCUCGCCUGCGUGA